UCAUGAACGGCCUCUUGUUUUGCAACCCUACCGCCGCCCCGACUUUGGUAGAUUUGCAUUUCCUUAUAUUUCUUGUUGCUAACCCUAACCGCUUCUCGCAACCUCAUAAACAAUUCUCCCUACAGAGGCCCGAUAUCUUCUCCCACACCUUCCCGCCGCGGGAAAUAGCGCAGAUUUAAAACGGCGAGAAAUUUAUCAGAAGGGAAUCAGUACAAUCUUUUCAAAUUUACUCAGGUGGCGUUUUGCACCCCUUACAUCACUCUUCUCUUUUUUUUUUUUUUUUUUAAUCCUUUGUUAGCUCCCCAAACCCUCUACCAAAUCCAGUUCAAAAGCUUCGAUUUUGCAAAGCAUAACAAGAUAAAAAACUCGUCUUUUGUACUGCAAAAAGAUGUCAGCUAAAUGGCGAGCAUUACAGCACAGACACCGUUACACCUACAAUUCAGUGCUAUUCCCUAAAUCCUACAUUGAAACCCUCAAUCGCCUCCACCCAGAAACCUUUUACUCCUCCGAUUUCUUCCCUAAAUUGAAGGAAUUCAUCUCCUUGAACUCCACAUACUCACAAAUCUCUGCUGUGAAGGACCUAUCUUCAUCUUUCUCCCAAUUACUGAACUCUCCAUGCAUUCAGGAAGGCGUGGUCUCCAUAGCCAUCGGACUUUACUUGGAAAUACUCUUUCUUGAAAAUUCCCUCCCUCUCCACCGAACCGUCAUCUCCCCUCUUGCCAAGAAUAAGAAGUUUCUUCCAGCGAUCUGUAGCUGCUUUGUUGCUCUUUGCAAGGAGUAUCAGGAUACAGGUAAAGAUGGAAUGAGAAGAUUUUUAGUUUCGCGAGCAGCUUUAUCUUUGAUGGGCUACCCCAAAUUGGGAUUUUUAAAUGAGACAGUGGAGAAAUGUUCGACCUUGGUAGCAAGUGAUAUUGCUUCAGGUUUGGCCAGUGUGAUUUUCGAUGUUGGCCGUGGAUCUAGACCAUCCCCCAUGGUGAUGGAGCAAUGCCAAGAUGCCAUGUCUUGCUUGUACUACUUGCUUGAAAAGUUCCCGCACAUCUUAUCAGUCCUAGAAAAUGGUUUCUGCACAUUUGAUCAUAUUAUUGGUAUCAUAUUGAAUGUUUUGAAGUCAUCGGCCUUCUCAAGGGAUUGCUUGGUGGCUGCUGGUGUGAGCUUUUGCGCUGCAAUUCAGGCUCGUGUAAGAGCUGAGGAGGUCUCAUGUUUUCUGUCAAAAGCAGUCUUUGAUUUUUCUGUUGGAGAUAGUGAUAUCAUGGAGUUAGCUGGGAACUUGUGUUUAGAAAUAAGGGGCUUCUCAAUUUUAAGCAGGCUUUGCUUGCUGAGAGGCAUAUUGACUGCUGUUUCUAGGGCCGCGCUCAAUAUAUGCUUCAAAUCAGACAAUGGCUGUGUGUGGACUCUACUUUAUAAUGCAAUUUUGCCAGAACUUUGCCAAUAUUGUGAGAAACCAAUUGACAGACAUUUCAAUUUUCACGCUUUGACGGUCCUGCAAAUUUGCUUGCAGCAGAUGAAAACAUCAAUAUCAGUAGGUCUAACUGAUGUAUCAGGAGAUUAUGUUCCUCUUUCUGAAGAGAUGAUGAGCCGCUUGCUUAGGAUUAUAUGGAAUAAUCUUGAAGACCCUCUCAGUCAAACGGUAAAGCAGGUGCAUCUCAUCUUUGAUCUUCUUUUGGAUAUCAAAUCAUAUCUUUCAUCAGAAGAUAGCAAAGAGAAUUAUAAAGCUUUGUUGCACAAUAUUGCUUUAGAGCUUCUAAGGUUGGGAGCUCAUUGUAAAGGCAAGUAUGUGCCUUUAGCUUCACUCGGAAAACGUUUGGGUUCAAAGUCUCUUCUAGAACUAAAUCCAAACCUUCUUUUGGAAACGCUUUAUGGCUAUAUAGAUGAUGAUGUUUGUUGCGCGGCCACAUCAUUUCUAAAAUGUUUUCUCGAACGUUUGCGUGAUGAGUGUUGGAGCCAUGAUGGUAUUGAAGAAGGAUAUGAAACUUUUAGAAAAUUAUGUCUUCCAACCUUAUUGCAUGGACUUAUGUCUGGAAAUCCAAAACUUAGAACGAACUUGAACACCUAUGCGCUCCCCACCUUACUUGAGGUUGAUUCAGAUAGCAUAUUUCCAAUGCUUUCUUUCGUAUCUGUUGGGCCUUGCUUGGAGGGAGACUUCAAUGUGGAUCUGAAGCUUGAUUCAUGUGUGGCUGCUCUUGUUUCCUUGUUUAAGGUGUCUCGCACACUUGCUCUCAUUGAGGGAGACAUUGUUCUGGACUGCGAUUCAUCGAGCGAGCCAUGCAGUACCAAUGGUGUUGCUGUUGUUUGUUUAAAAGGGAUUAAUGUUAGAGUGCCUGUUGACUGGUUAAUUCUUGCUUUGACUCAUGCUGAUGAAAGUUUACGGGUUGAUGCAGCUGAGUCUCUGUUUUUGAAUCCCAAGUCAGCCAGUCUCCCAUCAUCGUUAGAGCUCAUGUUGAUGAGAAAGGCCGUUCCUUUGAACAUGCGGUGCUCUUCGACAGCUUUUCAGAUGAAAUGGGCAAGCCUGUUCAGAAAGUUCUUUACUCGGGUUCGAUUAGCUUUAGAGAGGCAGGUGAAACAAGGUCUAUAUGAGAGGAAAACAAUGGCCAUGGAGCUUUUCCAGUUCAUGAAGUGGUUGAGUUCCUUUCUCUUUUAUUCAUGUUACCCUUCUGCUCCAUAUGAGAGGAAAACAAUGGCCAUGGAACUAAUCCUGGUAAUGAUGGAUGUUUGGCCUCUGAAGAUGUUGCAAGACAAUCAUACUCUCUGUCCUUACAACGACGGAUUUACUUCUGCAGAUUCAACUCUGUUGUUAGUUGGAUCUAUAAUUGAUAGUUGGGAUAAGUUGAGACAAAAUUCAUUUCACAUUCUUCUACAUUUUCCCACUCCUCUCCCUGGUAUUUCUUCGCAUUACAUGGUGAGCAUGGUGAUUCAUUGGGCGAAAAGGCUGGUCUGCAGUCCACGUGUUAGGGAGAGCGAUGCUGGCGCUCUAACCUUUAGACUAAUUUUUAGGAAAUAUGUCAUGGAACUUGGUUGGGGCAUUGGAAGUUCUUUAAGGAGCAGUCAACUUGAUUCCCAUUCAGAUAUUAUGAGGUGUGAGGCUCCACUUGUGGCAUACAUAUCGGCGCUCAUCGAAUGGCUUCACAUCUCUGUUGAAGAGGGUGAAAGGGAUCUCGCCAAAGCAUGCCGAAACAGUUUUGUUCAUGGGGUGUUGCUUACUUUGCGGUACACGUUUGAGGAGUUUGAUUGGCGUUCGGAGGAGGUGAUGUCGAGUAUGAUGGAGAUUCGAUGUUUGCUUCAGAAUCUGUUGGAAUUGAUUAUGAGGGUGACAUCGUUGGCUCUGUGGGUAGUUUCUGCAGACGCGUGGUAUAUGCCGUAUGACAUGGAUGAUGUUGUUGAUGAAGCUAAUUCCUCAUUAGGGAUGGAUUCAGUGGAGUCCUCUUUAGAACAAGUUAAGAAAUUUGAUGAUAAUGAAAAACCAGCAGAACAUGCUGUGAUGGUUGGCUGUUGGCUUGCAAUGAAAGAGGUGAGUCUUCUUUUAGGAACUAUUAUUAGGAAAGUUCCAUUGCCAAGCUCCUCCAUAUCUGAAUCAUCUAAGCAUGAUUAUCCAGUUAGAAAUGGUGAUGAAACAGAAACGAUUGUAACCGAAGAUGGGUUGCUCGAUCUGCAACAACUCGAAUCUAUAGGAAGCCAUUUCUUGCAAGUUCUGUUGAAGAUGAAACACAAUGGUGCGAUUGAUAAGACCAGGGCUGGUUUCACUGCCCUUUGUAAUCGUCUUCUAUGCUCAAAUGAUCCUAGGCUCUGCAAAAUGACAGAAUCUUGGAUGAAGCAGCUGAUGGAGAGAACAAUUGCUAAAGGCCAAAGUCCUGCUGCCUUCAUUGCAUUUUUCCUGUCAGAACCAGAGGGAACGCCAAAGAUUUUACUCCCAAGGGCAUUAAACUGGCUGAUUAAUGUUGCCAAAAAGCCAUUGUGCGAAGAUUGCGAAGUUCAUGACCAGAAUGAUGAGGUAUCAGACAAGACUUUUAUAAAAGAUCGGAACGAAGCAAAUGGAGGUUCCUCUAAGAUGAGAGAUGAGGGUGUGAUACCAACUGUUCACGCAUUCAAUGUGCUCAGAGCCUCUUUCAAUGACACGAAUUUAGCAUCAGACACGUCCGGUUUCUGUGCCGAGGCAUUGAUUGUUGCGAUAAGUUCUUUCUCGUCGCCUUACUGGGAGAUCCGAAACAGUGCUUGUCUUGCAUACACUUCAUUGGUUCGUCGAAUGAUUGGAUUUCUUAAUGUACAUAAACAGGAAUCUGCCAGAAGGGCUUUAACUGGCCUUGAAUUUUUUCACAGGUACCCAGCUGUUCAUCCAUUCCUGUGCCGCGAACUGGAGAUCGCCACUAAACAGCAUGGUGAUGAACAUUCCAUGGAUGCAGAUUUGAGCAUUACUAAAGCUGUUCAUCCAAGCUUGUGCCCAAUUCUCAUUCUUCUAUCCAGGCUAAAUCCAUCACUUAUAAGCACUGAAGCUGAUGAUCAUUUAGAUCCCUUCAUGUUAACACCUUUCAUACAGAGAUGCGGAACCCAAAGCAACCUUCGUGUUCGUGUUCUCGCGGCAAGGGCUUUGAUUGGUUUAGUUUCCAAUGAGAAACUGCAGGCUGUAGUCAUCGAGAUGAUCAAUAGUUUACCCCAUGAAAGGCAUCUGAUGACUAGAACCCGCUUUUCUUUUAACUCAAUCCAUGGAGUUCUCUUGCAGCUGUCUUCUCUUCUUGAUAACAAUUGCAGGAAUUUGUCUGAUACUAUGAAGAAAGAUGAUAUUCUUGGCGAAACCAUUCGUGCCCUUAAGCUGCGUACGUGGAUCGGUUGUGUCUGGUCAUGCCCUUGUCCUAUGUUGAAUAGCACAUAUCUACUAGUUUUGGAUCAGAUGAGUAGCAUUGCGUUUUCCUACUCAAGCAAGCAUACAAUUACCAUUAAAAGCCUGUUGGUGAAUCUAGCACUUGCAUGCAUCAGUGAGAAAAAUAUUUCUGGUUCUGCUUUAUCUGACCCAACAAUGGUUGAGCUCCGCAAGCAAGCAGCUGCAUCUUAUUUUAAUUGCCUAUUUCAUCCUAAAAAUGAAGCUCCAGACCAAUCUUCUGAGCUGCUGAGUCAUAACAAGCCUACCUUUAAUCUGAGUAAGCUAUCACCAAAUCUUCACGAGAGCAUUGUUUCUUGCAUCUCUGAUUCUAUGUAUGAAGUUCGAAUCAUAACGCUUAAAAAGCUGCUUCAGCUUACGAAUUGUAUGAAUUCUGGCGGCGAAGAUGAUGAGAAAUCUUCCAUUUAUGUCUGGGUGAAGACAGAUUUGCCAUCCGUUCUAAUGAGGUUAUUGUCAGAGGAAGAGAACCCAAAAUGUGCUUACUACAUGUUAAAGAUCAUCUUCUCUUGUAGCACCAUUCACUCCAAUGACGAAUUUAUAGAUUGGAACACAGCAUUCUGUUUCUGGGAGAAAUUGGUUCAUCUGAAGGAUACAGUAAGGCGUGCGAAGACUAGAGAAAUUUUACUUUGUUGCAUGGCUAUAUGUACAAAGAUGCUUGCCAAAAUGCUCAGGAACUUUGCAUUGGGUGACCGGUCCCAGAAACAAAGAGAUAUUACCAGAGCCUUUAAGUGUAUUAAUUCUUUUAUUAUACUAACUAAACAGCAUAGUACACCAUCUGAACCUGUUAACAUGAGAAGAGCUGCAGCAGAAGCCAUAGUGGCAUCAGGUUUGCUUGGAGAAGCUAUUUUUGUUGCUUCGCAUGUGUCGAACAACAGUACCCUAUCUGAAGCAGCCAUUGCCAUCGAAGAGGAAGAAGAGCUUCAAGCUAAUACGACAGAGUUUGUGAAUCUCUAUGCUAGCAGAAUUCUGGAUUUGUGGUUCAUAUCCAUUCAGCUCUUAGAAGAUGAGGAUCUUUUGCUCAGGCAGAACCUUGCCAAGAAUGUUCAGAAAUACAUAGAUUUCAGGGUCUCCGAGGUCGCAAGGCAAGUUGAUAAAGUGAUUGAAUUAAGCCUUGGAUUCUUAUCUAAAAUCUUUGGCCACUGGCUCGAGUACAUACAAUAUUUAAUGAGGUAUGUUUCAAUGACUGCCGGUUUGGUGAGUUUUCGAGGCGAUCUGGUUCGGAAGAUUUUUGAAAAAGAGAUUGAUAACCACCACGAAGAAAAGCUUUUGAUAUGCCAAAUCUGUUGUUUUCAUUUGGAAAAACUGCUAGCUCCAGGAUCAGAACGGCUCGAUGAUGAUCGGGUGAAAUUAUUGCAGAAAUGGAGGCUCAGAUUCUUGCACCUACUGAUAUCAUUUGCUGAUGGUUUUCUUGCGACAGAGGGAGAUAAGGAAUGGAUUGGAGGCAUAGGAAACCACAAGGAUGCUUUUAUAUCCAUCUAUGCUCUUCUACUAGGCCUUUAUGUCCUUUUUCAAUCAUCAGAGGGUUUGAGAGAUCUAGAUGAACUGUAUUUGUCCAAGUUCUCUGAAUUUAACAAGAUUAUGAGACCCUUUAUCCAAAAUCCUCUAAUAUCAAAUAUGUAUCUUACGUUAAUUAGAUUGCUUAAAAGGUUGGGGGUUUCAUUUGGUUUAGAGUUAUUUGAGCCAAAGGAAUAUAGCUCCAGCUGGGAAGAAUUUGAUCCCUAUUUUCUUUUAAGGUGAGGUCAAUUCUUCCAGUUUUUUUUGGCUUGGAAUUUUGUGCCAAUUAAAAAAUGUUUAAUAUUCAUUUAAUGGAAGCUGGUCUUUGCAAAGUCUGCAGGCUUGUUCAUUCAUUGUGGUCACCUUUCAGGCUCCUGUAUAAAUCUAAGCUUAAGUAUUUG
Molecule: messenger RNA, 6762 nt
Organism: Phalaenopsis equestris
Lineage: Eukaryota; Viridiplantae; Streptophyta; Magnoliopsida; Asparagales; Orchidaceae
Product: thyroid adenoma-associated protein homolog
Biological process (GO): tRNA methylation
Cellular component (GO): cytosol
Source: RefSeq, a predicted model, not a curated record